AUGCCGAAGCGGAUAAUCCUGGUCCGCCACGGCGAGUCUCAGGGGAACCUGGACACUGCGGCGUACACCCACAUACCGGACCACAAGAUCCCGCUCACCGAAGCGGGUCGGGCCCAGGCACGGGAGACGGGCGCCCAGCUGCGGGACCUGAUCUCCUCCGACUGUGGCAAUUCAACAAACACUUGGCGGGUGUACUUCUACGUCUCCCCGUACGACCGCACUCGAUCCACGCUGCGGGAGAUCGGCAAAGCCUUCGACAGGAAGCGGAUCAUUGGGGUUAGAGAAGAGUGUCGGGUUCGUGAACAGGAUUUCGGGAAUUUCCAGGUCGCGGAGAGGAUGAAGGUUAUCAAAGAGUCCAGGGAGAGGUUUGGGAGGUUCUUCUUCCGUUUCCCAGAAGGGGAAUCUGCUGCUGAUGUCUUCGAUCGCGUUUCCAAUUUUCUGGAGUCACUAUGGAGAGACAUAGACAUGAGCAGGCUACACAAGGACCCAUCCAACGACCUAAACCUCGUGAUCAUAACCCAUGGACUAACAUGUCGGGUAUUCCUCAUGAAGUGGUUCAAGUGGACGGUCGAGCAAUUCGAACUACUAAACAACCCUGAGAACUGCGAGUUCAGAGUAAUGCAGUUGGGAGCUGGGGGAGAGUACAGCCUGGCGAUCCACCACACGGACGAAGAGCUCCGAGAGUGGGGGCUCUCAGAGGCCAUGAUCGCCGACCAAAAGUGCCGUGCCACAGCUAGUAAGGCCGGUUGGAACGAGAACUGCCCCUGGUUCCUAGAUGAGUUCUUUGACCCUCCACAUGAAGAGUUGAGCAAGGAAAAUGAUGAAUGCUAUGAAAUUCCAGAUUGCAGUUCGAGCGAUCCGGAGAUCAAAGAAGAGAUGGAGAAGGAUAGAUUAGCUUUGCUAUCUGAAGAAAUUGUAUUGCAGAAGCUAGUAGCUAAUGAGUCACUGCAGAGAAGCAAAUCUCUACUCACAGAGAGUGGAAUUGUUUACACUCAUUACAAGAGGGAAGCAGAGAAAUGCAUUGCACAAGUGGAGACAUGUGAAGAUGCUAGAGAGCGAGCCGAGGCUGAACUAAGGGAAGAACUGAAGGUCACAGCUUUGUGGGAGCAACGAGCUCGAGAGUUCGGAUGGAGCGACAGUGGCAAGAAAAGAGUGCAGUGAUCAAAACUAAGAUGUUUGUUCGCAGAGUUACUCGUAGAUUGCAGUUCGAGCGAUCCGGAGAUCAAAGAAGAGAUGGAGAAGGAUAGAUUAGCCUUGCUAUCUGAAGAAAUUGUAUUGCAGAAGCUAGUAGCUAAUGAGUCACUGCAGCGAAGCAAAUCUCUACUCACAGAGAGUGGAAUUGUUUACACUCAUUACAAGAGGGAAGCAGAGAAAUGCAUUGCACAAGUGGAGACAUGUGAAGAUGCUAGAGAGCGAGCCGAGGCUGAACUAAGGGAAGAACUGAAGGUCACAGCUCUGUGGGAGCAACGAGCUCGAGAGUUCGGAUGGAGCGACAGUGGCAAGAAAAGAGUGCAGUGAUCAAAACUAAGAUGUUUGUUCGCAGAGUUACUCGUAGGUGAAAGAUUGAAUAGAAUUGUGUUUCACUGGGCAGGCUCCAUUGUAAAGGAUUUCGUAGAGACCAAUGGAUAGAUUCAAACUUUCUCACUUUUCCGCAUGAAGUGAUAGUGAAUACCCUUUUCGUUCUGUUUCUUUUUCAUAUGAAAGG
Linum tenue is the source of this 1705-nucleotide messenger RNA. The record is from the annotation of a GenBank genome assembly. NCBI's taxonomy places the organism in Eukaryota, Viridiplantae, Streptophyta, Magnoliopsida, Malpighiales, Linaceae.